Molecule: messenger RNA, 410 nt
Organism: Balearica regulorum gibbericeps (East African grey crowned-crane)
Lineage: Eukaryota; Metazoa; Chordata; Aves; Gruiformes; Gruidae
Source: RefSeq, a predicted model, not a curated record
GCAGUUUCCAGGAUGUGGGAACAUAGUGACAUUCUCCCAGUUCCUAUUUAUUGCGGUGGAAGGCUUUAUCUUCGAAGCCAACUUUGGGAGGAAGAGGCCGGCCAUACCAAUAAGGUACUAUUUCAUCAUGGUGGCCAUGUUCUUCACUGUCAGUGUGGUGAAUAACUAUGCCCUGAACUUAAAUAUCGCCAUGCCGCUGCACAUGAUCUUCAGAUCAGGCUCUCUCAUAGCAAGCAUGGCUCUAGGUAUCAUAAUUUUGAAGAAAAGAUACAGCGUAUCUAAAUACAUGUCCAUAGCCCUGGUGUCCCUGGGGAUCUUUACCUGCACUUUCAUGUCUGCAAAGCAAGUGGCAUCUGACUCCAGCUUAAAUGAAGAGGAUGGACUCCAGGUUUUCUUGUGGUGGCUGCUAG